Cucurbita moschata (crookneck pumpkin) is the source of this 1821-nucleotide messenger RNA. Its product is annotated as elongation factor Tu, chloroplastic-like. The record is from RefSeq and is a predicted model, not a curated record. Lineage: Eukaryota; Viridiplantae; Streptophyta; Magnoliopsida; Cucurbitales; Cucurbitaceae. Bases 160 to 1584 code for a protein of 474 amino acids. Gene Ontology annotation, molecular function: GTPase activity; GTP binding; translation elongation factor activity. Gene Ontology annotation, biological process: mitochondrial translational elongation. The transcript has a single exon. Gene Ontology annotation, cellular component: mitochondrion.
ACCGAAGAGUUGUGGUGGUGGCAGAAAUGGAUAGAACGCCCAUUUGAGGCUCUCUUUCGUCUUCCCAUUUCUACAAGAUAACGCUCCAUUUCUCCUCACUCCCUCAAAUCUAUCCAUUCCCUUCUUCCACAGUUUCUCUCUCGGAUUCCUCGCUCUUCAAUGGCGGCCAUUUCCUUAGCUUCCGCUUCCACUUCCACUUCCUCCAAGCUCGCUUUCCCGCAUCCCUCUCCUUCGCCCUUUUCCUCCAAACCCUCCUCUAUCACCAACCUUUCUUCCUCUUUCUUGAACCCUUCUUCUCUUCGCCCUCUUACCUUCACUUCUUCCUCUUCCGCCACUGUUAAACGCUCUCCUUCCUUCACUAUUCGCGCCGCUCGUGGCAAAUUCGAGAGGAAGAAACCCCAUGUCAAUAUCGGCACAAUUGGGCACGUCGACCAUGGUAAGACCACUCUCACCGCCGCUUUAACCAUGGCUUUGAGCAAAGCCCCAAAGAAAUAUGACGAAAUUGACGCCGCACCUGAAGAGCGAGCUCGGGGUAUUACGAUUAACACCGCCACCGUUGAGUACGAGACUGAGAGCCGACAUUACGCCCACGUUGAUUGCCCUGGCCAUGCUGAUUACGUCAAGAACAUGAUUACUGGUGCUGCUCAAAUGGAUGGCGCAAUUUUGGUUGUUUCGGGCGCUGAUGGCCCAAUGCCACAAACCAAGGAGCAUAUUUUGUUGGCUAAGCAAGUGGGUGUCCCCAAUAUGGUGGUGUUUCUCAACAAGAAGGAUCAAGUUGAUGACGAGGAGCUUCUGGAGCUUGUGGAAUUGGAGAUGCGUGAAUUGCUUUCGUCUUAUGAAUUUCCAGGUGAUGAUGUCCCAAUUGUUGCUGGUUCUGCUUUGUUAGCUCUGGAAGCUCUAAUGGCUAACCCCAAUAUUGUUAGAGGCGAAAACGAAUGGGUGGAUAAAAUUUUUGAACUUAUGGAUUCUGUUGAUAGCUAUAUUCCCAUACCCGAAAGACAAACAGAUCUUCCAUUUUUGCUUGCUGUUGAAGAUGUUUUCUCUAUUACUGGUCGUGGUACCGUGGCGACAGGGCGUGUCGAGAGGGGUACCGUUAGAGUCGGAGAGACGGUGGAUAUUGUGGGAUUGAGGGAAACUAGAAACACAACAGUAACAGGGGUGGAGAUGUUUCAGAAAAUUCUUGAUGAAGCUUUGGCUGGGGAUAAUGUAGGAUUGUUGCUUAGAGGUGUUCAAAAGGCUGAUAUCCAGAGAGGGAUGGUUUUGGCCAAGCCUGGCACCAUCACCCCACACACCAAGUUUGUUGCAGUUGUGUAUGUGUUGAAGAAGGAAGAGGGUGGUAGACAUUCACCCUUUUUCGCCGGUUACCGACCACAAUUUUACAUGAGGACGACCGAUGUCACCGGUAAGGUGACUUCGAUUAUGAACGACAAGGACGAGGAGUCCAAAAUGGUUAUGCCAGGAGACCGAGUGAAAAUGGUUGUCGAACUGAUAAUGCCAGUGGCUUGUGAACAAGGAAUGAGGUUUGCCAUCAGAGAAGGUGGAAAGACUGUUGGAGCUGGUGUGAUCCAAUCUAUAAUCGAGUGAGUGGUAAGGAGAAACAACUUAAAUUGUGGAAAAUCAACUGAAAUGUUCGUUACUCCUUUAAGUUAGGCUAAAUUUGAACCAACAUCAAUGAUUUCUUUUCUUCAUUUUCUGUAACUUUCUGGAUUUUCAAUGCCAUAUAUUUGUAGUUUUGUUAUUAUCUUGUUGGCUGGCGCAGACAUGUCCCGUGGCUGGACACUGUUUUUAUGAUGGUAUAAUUUGCGGAUACCUUUUUGUCCC